AUGUAUCAGCCAGCGUCCAGUGCUCAGGAGUCACGCUUGACCAAGUACAAGCUGAAAGACAGCAUCUACAAGGAGCCUGAUUGGCUGAACUCCGGGAGUGGGGAACAGCUCAAGAAGCGAACGAUCCCCACCACCUUGAUCAAGAGAAGGGGGGAACUUGCAGGGGCAACUAAUGAAGACACAGAUGCCCUGAAUCCGCCAGCUUUACCGUUCCAGUCGGAUGUUCAUCGCAAGCGACUUGCUGGGAAGAUUUCCGAGGACCAGAGUGUUCCAUUGACUGACGAGUUCCAGGACAAUCCUCCUAAGAUCUCUUUGUUUGAUAGUGUCAAAACAGAAGACAGCUCGAGCAACGGGCUGUUGAUCAACAAUCCCGACUUUGGCAAGCUGGAGACUGACCCUAGUCAUUACAAGAACGUUUUCAAUAGAGUGCAGAGAAACAGAGUUCCUACAGAGUCGAAUGAGUCGGGCAGACCAGAUCUGCCGUUCGCAGUGACAAAGACAGAGACAUUCAAGGACAAAGAGAAGGAAGCUGAGCCUGCGCUCCAUGAGACCGCGGUGAUUGUUUACGGGUACUCAGAUUCACAGUUCCCAUCAAUUGUGAGCCAGUUCUUGAAGUACGGCACAAUCCUGGAAGAUUUCAACCAGCCUAGACUCUUCUACAAUACGAAAAACUACCCUGUCUUUAUCGGGCCGCAGUGGGUCAAGUUCACCUACGACAACUCGGCGUCUGCUGUGCGAGCUUUGCGCGAAAAUAACCAGACCACCGCUUCUGGAUCUACAAUUGGAGUCGUUCCUUACACAAGGUCGUCGUUGGAGAAGCUCCUGGGGACGUCCAUUCCGGACGAACAGGAUAUCGGGUGUUCUAUGUCUUUGGUGAAACUUGUGAGCGAUCAAAAACUACCAGACACAGAGCUAUCGAGUCUAUUUGUGGUUGAUGGGGACAGUACAGAGGAGCGACAAGACGGGCGGUUCCGGCUGUUGGACGGCUCGAAACUCAUCAAUGUCCCCAAGCCGGCCAAGAAGGAGUCCGCAAGUGUUUUAGAACGCGGUUUCAACUUUGUGUUUGGAACCGGCCAGGUGUAG
Ogataea philodendri is the source of this 1083-nucleotide messenger RNA. RefSeq lists its product as uncharacterized. Lineage: Eukaryota; Fungi; Ascomycota; Pichiomycetes; Pichiales; Pichiaceae. Gene Ontology annotation, biological process: nuclear pore organization; regulation of DNA-templated transcription; NLS-bearing protein import into nucleus. The record is from RefSeq and is a predicted model, not a curated record. Bases 1 to 1083 code for a protein of 360 amino acids. Gene Ontology annotation, molecular function: structural constituent of nuclear pore; phospholipid binding; single-stranded DNA binding. The transcript has a single exon. Gene Ontology annotation, cellular component: nuclear pore nuclear basket; nuclear pore central transport channel; nuclear membrane.